Molecule: messenger RNA, 6360 nt
Organism: Limanda limanda (common dab)
Lineage: Eukaryota; Metazoa; Chordata; Actinopteri; Pleuronectiformes; Pleuronectidae
Gene: slc12a7b
Product: solute carrier family 12 member 7b
Exons: 25
Coding region: 218-3487 (1089 amino acids)
Biological process (GO): chemical synaptic transmission; cell volume homeostasis; chloride ion homeostasis
Cellular component (GO): membrane
Molecular function (GO): potassium:chloride symporter activity
Source: RefSeq, a predicted model, not a curated record
CCAGACGUCUGUCCAGGAGAGUUUGGUACAUCAGGGCAGUGAGUCGGGGGGGGGGGAAGCAAACCGCUACUACACGAGCAAGAAAGAGGAGAAGAGUGACAGCUAUUGGACAGAGGAAGAGAGAGAGGGAUAGCAGAACAGAGAGGGAGGAGGAAAGAGCGAGAGAGAUAAGAGUGUGACAAACAGGAGACAUUGAGAGGAAGCACAUGGUGUAAAAAUGCCCACCAGCUUCACUGUGGUCCCGGUGAAGGACAACACUAGAGGGGCAAAAGAAGGGAAUGAGGAGGAAGAUGUGGAUGACAACAACGUUCUAAAAGAGGAAGAUGAGGAAACCACAGGUGAUGGCGUUCCAAAGGAAAACAGCCCCUUUAUUAACAACACAGAGAACGACAAAGGCAACAGCUACGAUGGCACCAACAUGGCUCUCUUUGAGGAGGAAAUGGAGAGCAACCCCAUGGUGUCAUCUCUCCUCAACAAACUGGCAAACUACACCAAUCUCACCCAGGGGGCCCAGGAGCACGAGGAAGCUGAUGAAGAUGAGGGGUCCAAGAAGAAAACUGUUAAGAGCCCACAGAUGGGGACAUUCAUGGGUGUCUACCUCCCGUGCCUCCAGAACAUUCUGGGGGUCAUCCUGUUUCUGCGCCUUACCUGGAUUGUCGGCACCGCCGGCAUCUUGGAGUCCCUGGCUAUCGUCGUCUUGUGCUGCUCUUGCACCAUGCUGACGGCCAUAUCCAUGAGUGCAAUCGCUACUAAUGGCGUUGUGCCAGCGGGAGGUUCCUAUUAUAUGAUCUCCAGAUCUCUUGGUCCAGAGUUUGGAGGAGCUGUAGGUCUCUGUUUCUACCUGGGGACAACUUUUGCUGGCUCCAUGUACAUUCUUGGUACAAUAGAGAUUCUUCUGACCUACAUCGUGCCUAAAGCAGCCAUCUUUGUGGCAGAGAAAAAGGAGGACGAGCUGAAUGCCCUGCUGAAUAACAUGCGUGUGUAUGGCACGUGCUGCCUCGCACUGAUGUCUGUGGUCGUCUUUGUUGGAGUGAAAUAUGUGAACAAACUAGCCUUGGUCUUCCUGGCCUGUGUCAUUCUUUCUAUCUUUUCUAUCUACGCCGGAGUCAUCAAGACCAUCUUUGAGCCGCCUGACUUUCCUGUUUGCAUGUUGGGAAAUCGCACUCUGCAGAACCUCAACUUUGACAAGUGUCUUAAGACAGAUUUUCUAGACAACAUGACGGUCACCACCAAACUGUGGAAUCUAUUCUGUGACGGACCUGAGCUCAACGCCACCUGUAAUGAAUACUUCGACAACAACAAUGUGACCAUGGUGCAGGGCAUCCCUGGGCUGACCAGCGGAGUCAUUUCAGCAAACAUGUGGUCAGUGUACGGUCCUCUGGGUAUGAUGGUAGAAAACAGUGAGUUGUCGUCUCUUGGGGCAAGUGACUCUGCCCAAGACAUCUACAUGCCAUAUGUAAUCAAUGAUAUUACCACCUUCUUCACACUGCUGGUCGGCAUCUACUUCCCCUCUGUCACUGGUAUCAUGGCCGGUUCAAACCGCUCAGGGGACUUGAGGGAUGCCCAGAAGUCCAUACCCAUCGGCACCAUCCUGGCUAUUGCUACCACCUCCUUCAUCUACGUCACCUGUGUGAUUCUAUUUGGUGCCAGUAUUGAAGGCGUUCUGCUUCGAGACAAAUUUGGUGACUCUGUGAAAGGAAACCUUGUGAUAGGCACGUUAUCAUGGCCCUCACCUUGGGUUAUUGUGAUUGGCUCGUUCUUCUCCUGCUGUGGAGCAGGUUUACAGAGUUUGACUGGUGCCCCACGACUGCUGCAGGCCAUCGCACGGGAUGGCAUCGUACCUUUCUUACAGGUGUUUGGUCACGGUAAAGCUAAUGGAGAACCUACCUGGGCUCUGCUCCUGACUGGUGGGAUCUGUGAGAUUGGCAUCCUCAUCGCCUCACUGGACGCUGUGGCUCCUAUCCUCUCCAUGUUUUUCCUCAUGUGCUACCUGUUUGUCAACCUGGCCUGUGCCGUCCAGACACUACUGCGAACGCCCAACUGGAGACCACGCUUCAAAUACUACCACUGGGCUCUGUCUUUCCUGGGAAUGAGCUUGUGCCUUGCUCUCAUGUUCAUCUGCUCCUGGUAUUAUGCCAUUGUUGCCAUGGCCAUCGCUGGGUGCAUCUACAAAUACAUCGAAUACAGAGGGGCAGAGAAAGAAUGGGGUGACGGCAUCCGUGGUCUGUCUCUUAAUGCAGCGCGCUACGCCCUCAUCAGACUUGAGGAGGCUCCACCACACACAAAGAACUGGAGGCCUCAGGUGUUGGUGCUGCUGAACGUGGACUCUGAUCAAGCAGUCAAACACCCUCGCCUGCUCUCCCUGACCACUCAGCUGAAAGCAGGAAAAGGCCUGACGAUUGUGGGAAAUGUUUUAGAGGGAACGUAUCUCACUAAAGACGCAGAGGCCAAGAGGGCUGAGCAGAACAUAAAGUCCUCGAUGUCAGCAGAGCGGACCAAGGGUUUCUGUCAUGUCGUGGUGUCUUCAAACCUCAGAGAUGGCAUGUCCCACCUCAUCCAGUCUGCAGGGCUGGGAGGCAUGAAGCACAACACAGUCCUGAUGGCCUGGCCCGGGGCCUGGAGGCAGUCCAAUGACCCACAGUCAUGGAAGAACUUCAUAGAGACAGUGCGGGAGUCCACAGCCGCCCAUCAUGCCUUACUUGUGGCAAAGAAUGUGGACAGUUUCCCUACCAACCAGGACCGCCUGGGGGAGGGCACCAUUGAUGUGUGGUGGGUGGUCCAUGACGGAGGAAUGCUGAUGCUGCUGCCCUUCCUGCUGCGACAGCACAAGGUGUGGAGGAAAUGUAAGAUGCGCAUCUUCACUGUGGCCCAGAUGGAUGACAACAGCAUCCAAAUGAAGAAAGAUCUCCAGAUGUUCCUUUACCACCUGCGAUUGGAUGCAGAGGUGGAAGUGGUGGAGAUGCAUGAUAAUGACAUCUCAGCUUUUACGUAUGAGAAGACGCUGGUGAUGGAGCAGAGGUCUCAGAUGCUGAAGCAGAUGCAGCUGUCCAGGACUGAAAGGGAGAGAGAGGCCCAGCUCAUCCAUGACAGAAACACGGCAUCUCACGCCACGAUAAACGACAAGGCCGAAACAGGGCCCGAUCGGGUUCACAUGACCUGGACCAAGGACAAGCUGUUUGCAGAGCGCAAUCGCAAUCGCGAGUGCAACGCCAAUGUGGCCGUGCGUGACCUGUUCAACAUGAAACCAGAGUGGGAGAGUCUGAACCAGGCUAAUGUCCGUCGGAUGCACACGGCGGUCAAGCUGAACGGGGUGGUGGUCAACAAGUCGCAGGGAGCCCACAUGGUUCUGCUCAACAUGCCUGGACCACCCAGGAACAGAGGAGGAGACGAAAACUACAUGGAGUUCCUGGAAGUUCUCCUCGAGGGUCUGAACCGGGUCCUCCUGGUGCGAGGCGGUGGCCGUGAAGUCAUCACCAUCUACUCCUAGAAAUAAAAUAAAAAACACUCUCAAGCCCCACACUGCACACAGGGGCUGUUGCCAUGGAUACCGGCCACCGGAAAUUCUUGGGGGAAGAAUCCAAAUUGGGUUUUUAUGAAGGGCAGGGGUCGUUGGAAGGCUGGACAACUUUCUAUUGGCAGAUGGUCUGAAGGAACUGAAGGAUAAAGGAAACAGUUAGCUGGGAAUCAGCUGAUUGGCUGAGAGAGUAGUGUGAGUCCACACCGGGCCACAGACCACCUGCACAUGGAAGAUAAAGCAUAGAGACACUUUUAACUCUGAAAACGUUCUUUUCUGUUACAUUUUCAUAUUCUUUCCCUCUUUUGUUGUCCAGUUACUGGCACUCACUGUGUAAAAGAUAGGCAAAGAAGUGAACAUGUGCUGUUGAUAUGAACCUCGUAGUCUUUCGUGUUGUCUGGUGUACCUGACUGUGGGAGGUUCAGAGACGUGUGCUAAACCUGGGAGAAAACAAAACAUGAGAAAAGUUGUACAGUGGAUCUUUGAACUCUGCUCGGAAUAAGUAAAUCUGCAUAGAAAACAAUCCUUCAACUCCCUGCUGUGGAAAGCUGACUCAUAACAGCACAUUUUUUAUAUCAAAUACAGUUUGCUGAUCUGCGCGGUCAGCAGAUCAGCAGAUAGUAGCUUCUCAGAAACUCUCCCUCAGUCUGGACCUCAGUCUGUUUGGAAGCUGCUGGUUAAGUUGGAGCAGUGUAAGGUUGAAGACGCAGGGCGGCCUCACGGCUGGAGUCAGAACGUCUUCUCUAAAGCUGCAGUGUCGUUUACCUUGUGGAUGAUUUAGAGAAGGACCAGACAGAAUGAUGCUAAACACGGAUCACGAUCAGUUAGGUGGGUGCAAGGCUUUUAGAUAUCAGGUACUGCUACUCGUCAUUCACCACCCUCAAAGGAUGCUGUUAUUUCAAUAGGAAAAAUAGCCAUAGUUCAUAUUCAAUAAGUCUGUGAGCUUUAUAAUGCACAUGUAUAUUUAUGGUGUCUGAAGUCGGGCUCAGUUGGGAAUGACUAUAUAUAUUUUUGUAAUCUGAAGGGCUGUUUGACAGCACACAGUAGCUCAGUAAAUUGGUAGGUUCACAGGUUCACAGAUUCAAUCUCAAAUUUGCCUCCAGAAAUGUUGGCAUUGAAUUAAAAGCACAAAGGGACACGUGUGAAUUAGAGUAACGCUAAUUUCUUUUAACGUGGUUACAUCUCAUUUAAAACUAAGAGUGACGUAGUUACAGCACUGUUGAAUUUGCACUACCAACCUUUCAGCACUUGUCCUCUUCACUCGUAGCUUACAGUCUCACUUUUUAUUGGUUGAUGCGGCGCUAUACUUAGGGAAGGAAGUGUGGAGGAAGUCUGCGCUAUUUAAUGCUCAUGUUUCAAUGUUUUUAUAAUGUUUUACCAAACAGAAAUCUUAAAGUUUAGAGUCCCAGACUGAGCAGAUGAAAUGUUAUGAGCACAUGUAGGAGAAAAAGUGCCAAAAUGAAGGAAACUGUGGAAGUAUUACAAAUGCUUCACCUAGUCUGGACACACUGUAGCUACUGCUUCUCACACUGACACACUUUAAUCUUUGCAACCUCUGUAAUUAGAGCACAAUCAUUUAAAACGGAGCUCAUCAUUUCUACCAUUACAACUCCACCAAUAUACGAGUAAAACGCAGCAAAGCGUUCAACCUGCUGCAUGAAGAAACACUUUUAGUCCGAGGAAAACACAAUCAACCCUUUCACCAAAAUGUACCUCCACAGUUUCUUUUCAAAAACUAGCUGUGCAGUAUUUUGUAAAGCAGAAACUCAUAUUUCCCUGCAGCUCUUUGUGGGGGACGUGUGAACUUCUGACAUGUCAGUUAUGCAACACCUGUGUUUUGAUGUGUUUUAUUCAGUUGUUCGAUGUAUGCCUAUGUAACUAUAUAGUCCCUGUAGUGUUUGUUACAUUAUAACUGAUGAUCUGUUACUUUAAGUGUUAUUUUUUCUUCGCUGUGGUUUUUAUGGACGGAGGCAGAGAGGGAGGAGGCUUGUGUGGAGACAGCAGCACUUUGUGUGUUGUUGUUCCAACUCGGAGAAAGGAGACAGAAACACAUGGUGCACGACACACACGGCUGAAGACUACUUGUGAUGCUGUGGCACCCUGGACAUGAAAGUAUUAAAAAACAUGAGGGGGUCGACCAUGGUACAAAAAAAACGAGUGGUUUCAAUAACUAUCGCUCACAAUAUGAAGCUCAGUUUCUUUCCAUUUUAGCCAAAUACAUACUUGUGCAUAAAUAAAUCAAAAUUUGUAGUUUUAUUCUUUUUGAAACGUUGAAAAGAUAAAUUGUUAAACAAAAUUGUCUUGUUUUUAAUUUGGUUACUUAGCUAAAUAGCGGUAUCUGUACAUAAAAGAGACACUAAGACAUAAAACCUUAUACAGAAGAUGCUAAAAUGUUUGUGAAGGUAAAUAGAUUAGUCGGCUGAGUGUGAGUGUGUGCUUGUGUAUGUGUGUGUGUCACAGCUAAUGGUUGGGGUGACUGGAGAAUGUUAUCUACCUCAAGUUGUCGCAGCUGCUCGGCUCCAGACAGAAACUUGUUCAGUCACAUCUCGUAUACGGAUUCAGGAAAGGAAUAAUAAAGCCAGGGUCAGCAGAGUGUGUGUGUGUGUGUCUGCUUCUGUGAGUGUGUGUGGGAGUGUUCCUGUGAAUACCAUCGUGAGGUGAAGCUGUUGUGUGUGUGUGUGUGUGUGUGUGUUUCGGCUGUUGUCCGGUCACGCUUGCGGGCCUCACAGGCUUGAGCAGGAAGUCAGAUGUGGGCGCACAUAUAGAUGAAGGUAGCCCUGUUAAUUGUAUUCGUGCCUCUCUAAGUAAUUAUUAAAAGUGCUGAAAUAAACAAAACAUGCAUCUUU